Molecule: messenger RNA, 1335 nt
Organism: Durio zibethinus
Lineage: Eukaryota; Viridiplantae; Streptophyta; Magnoliopsida; Malvales; Malvaceae
Biological process (GO): protein folding in endoplasmic reticulum
Cellular component (GO): EMC complex; membrane
Source: RefSeq, a predicted model, not a curated record
AACAACCGAUAUAAAAUAAUAAUAAUAAUAAUAAUAAUAAUAAUAGUAAUAAACGGCAUCAUUGAGGCGGAGGGGCCAAUCGAAACGAAGAAAAACCACAUAAGCGAUACGACACUAGCAAAAGUAGAGAGAAAACAGAAGCCAAAGUCUUCGUUUCCCUCGCAGGUGCAAAAGAGCGAUGGCGGAAGAUCUGGUGCUCGACACGGCGAUCAGGGAUUGGGUGCUGAUACCUCUAUCAGUGGUGAUGGUCCUCAUCGGCAUCCUCCGCUACUUUGUCUCCAAGCUUAUGCGCUCCUCUCAAGUUCCCGAUCUUAAGAUCGUCAAGGAAGGGCAAGUAAUUGUUAGGGCUCGGAAUUUGCGAGCUGGUGCUAAUUUUAUCCCUCCCAAGUCGUUUCGCUCUCGUAGGGUUUAUUUCAACAAUGAGGAAAAUGGAUUACUGUUUGUCCCCAAGGGCCAGGCUCAAAAUGCGCAAGCACAAAUGUUCUCUGACCCUAACAUGGCUAUGGACAUGAUGAAGAAAAACCUCUCUAUGAUUAUACCUCAGACUCUCACUUUCGCAUGGGUCAACUUUUUCUUCUCUGGAUUUGUUGCAGCCAAAAUACCCUUCCCAUUGACUCAAAGGUUCAGAUCAAUGUUGCAGAAUGGAAUUGACCUUAGCACAGUUGAUGUGAGCUAUGUUAGUAGCCGCUCAUGGUAUUUCCUCAAUUUGUUUGGUUUGAGGGGUUUAUUUAGUUUGAUUCUAGGAGAGGAAAAUGCAAUGGAUGAUACACAGCGUAUGAUGCAGAUGAGUGGAUUUGGCUUUGAUCCAACAAAGAGCCUGAGUGCUGAGAAAGACGGUCUUGACAUUGUCCAGCAUGAAUGGGCACUCCCUAAAUUUGAGCAUCGGGCUGAAGUAGUGUUGAAAAAACUCAUUAGGUGAACAUCAGGAGCAUAUAAACAGCUGUCACAAAGGUAUGGUUCAAUUGAAGUUUUCAUCUGACAAGCUUACUGAACUCUAAAAGAUGAAAUACCUGUAGAAACCAUGUGUAGGCUUUAGUUUAUAUUCCAGUUCAACGAGAAGCAAGAAGAAAAUUCACACCGUCCUAUUUGUAUGGCUUAUUAAUUUAUGUCGAAUCUUUGUUUGCCAAACCUACUGUCGAGGAAGACUUUUGCACUUUUUUUUUUUUUUUGUUCUGUGGGAUAAAAAAGGAGAUAUAGAGAAUGCUCGUAAAGCAAAGAGGACCAUUGAUUGGAUCAUUUAUUUCCUACUGUUUAGUUCUUAUUAUGUUUUUUCGCCUUUGUGAAUUUUAAGGAAAUUUAUAACUAACUAGUAAGCAUCGUCAUAUUGUCUGAAUU